Messenger RNA from Punica granatum (pomegranate), 1681 nucleotides. The record is from RefSeq and is a predicted model, not a curated record. NCBI's taxonomy places the organism in Eukaryota, Viridiplantae, Streptophyta, Magnoliopsida, Myrtales, Lythraceae.
AUAUUUAGUCCUAACUAACAUCUUUCCUUAUCGCCCCUCUUUUCCUCUCUCACUGUCUCGCUCUCACAGUCUCCCUCAAUCACUUAGCUGAGUCAAUCUCUGUCUCGGAAGGAAGAAGGAAGAAGAAGAAGAAGCAGACAUGGGGAUGACGAUGGGAAUGGGGCUGAACCUGCUGCUGCUGAUGGCAAUGGUGGCCACCAACAUCCUCUCCCUCUACCACCUCUCCUCCACCGUCAUCCAUUCCCCCAAGGCCCCCACCCCUCAGCCCGUCCCCGACCACCUCCUCCACCAGCUCCACACCAUCCGCUCCACCAUCAACCACCUCACCCGCCUCCAGCACUCCUCCGACUCCUCUUCCUCGUCCGCCGCCGCCGCCGCCGCUGCCGCCCCGGAUCUCCUCCUCCACGCCCAGCUCUCCCCGAUCGCCUCCUCCUGCCACAACCACCCCGACCUCCUCCACCAGUACAUGAACUACACCCCCUUCUCCCUCUGCCCCUACGACCCCGACCUCUCCGAGACACUCAUCCUCCGCGGCUGCCACCCCCUCCCCCGCCGCCGCUGCUUCUCCCGCACUCCCCCCAAGCCCUCCUCUUCCCUCCCCCUCCACCCCUUCCCUUCCUCCCUCCCCGACUCCAACGUCAUCUGGUCCAAGUACUCCUGCAAGAGCUUCUCCUGCCUCAACCACUAUAACCCCGCCCUCGGCUUCGACCCCUCCGGCCACGACUCCUUCCGCUUCUCCUCCUACUCCUCCGAGCUCGACCUCCCCGUCCCCCAGCUCCUCCAGAUCGCCAAAUCCUCCGGCUCCCCCCUCAGGCUCGGCAUCGACAUCGGCGGCGGCACCGGCUCCUUCGCUGCCGCGAUGAAGUCCCACAACGUCACCGUCCUCACCACCACCAUGAACCUCGGCGCCCCCUACAGUGAGGCCGCCGCACUCCGCGGCCUCAUCCCCCUCCACGCCCCUCUCCAGCAGCGGCUGCCCGUCUUCGAUGGGGUCGCCGAUCUGGUCCGAUGCAGCCGCGCUGUGAACCGGUGGAUCCCCGACACCGUCCUCGAGUUCCUCCUCUUCGACGUGGACAGGGUCCUGAGGGGUGGCGGGUACCUGUGGCUGGACCAUUUCUUCAGCAAGGGUCCCGAUCUCGAGAAGAAGUACAAGCCCCUGAUCGGGAAGCUCGGGUACAAGAAGGUGAAGUGGGCCGUGGCGAACAAGACGGACUCGAGCGGGAUCAAGAAUGGGGAAGUCUUCUUAACUGCCCUCUUGCAGAAGCCCGUGUCCAAGUGAUGGGUUGACAGUUGGUGGUAACGAUGAUUCUAGGACCAAAUCGAACAGGACAUUGAGAUAUUGCAUGAGAUCCGUGAAUUUUUUACGUUGGAGACGGGGAACUUACAUUGAAGACUGUAGACCUGUAGAAGAUGAUUCUCCAUCCCGAACAACAAAGUCAUUCUCGUAGUAUAUGUGAAGCUACCAAAGGGCAAUACGAUCAAUCUAAGCAGGUCCAAGUAGAGUCGAAGAAUGUCUCUAGUGUCGGCGAAGCCUCGAGGAGAUUGAUGACUGUUGUUUGUUCCAAAAUUGUUUGUCAGAUUUACUUUGCCUAAUCUUUAGCAGUGAGUAUGUGAUAGGUGAAUUAUUUUACCAUGUAUCUAUCGAGCAAAUCAAUUUCAAAAGCAUCUUUUGGGCAUCAAA